AAAGAGAUAUAUUUGCUCUGGGCAUGAAAAGAAAGUCCUUUCUAGUAUGUGGGUCAAAAACAAAACCCCUACCGACUCCGAGAGAGGGGAUAGCAGGAGAGACAAACAAAACAGCUUCGGAACACAUGAACUUUACCCAUGUGAAUCAAUAUUCAAGCCCUCGUCUCCCUGUUGAGCAAUGGGGCUAAAGAGGAGAGGGAGCUGAAAGACAGGAGAUACAAAGGGAGGGCUGAGUGAUGUCAUGUGUAAAGAAGGAGAUUCUCACUGGAAGCAAAAAGAGAGAAGAUUCCCAUGCAUGUUUUGUGAAAAGAAGAGGAAGGAACAGACAUCCUUCAGUUUGAAGCCAUCUUGGUCUGAUGCGGCUUGGACUUUGAGACGGCAGCUUUGAAUAUUAUAGAAGCUUUGGAAAAGAGUGGGAUGAUGUCCUCCAAACUGAAGUGGCUGAUUGUGAUGCAGCUUCUGCUGAAUGAAUUGGCCCUAUGCAGAGUUCCUCUUCCUUUGGUGCAAAGGAAAACUCUGCUUCCAAGGAUCCACAGUCACGAGAAGGCAGAGGGAGCCAAAAAGGAAACUCACUCUCUCCUGGGACCUGAUGCCCUGCCCGCCCUCACACCCACAGAACCCGGUUCACCAGAUUCCCAAAGAGAGGAGAGGGUCCGAUCCGCUGUACGUGUAACAUCCAUGCUUGGGACAAAGCUUCAGGGGAAGAUUAAAGAUCAUCCCCAAAUUCAGGGAAAUGUCAGCUGUGAGGAACUGCUGUCCGCAAGCACUGUGGAUGAUCCACUGUCCUCAGAACUUCCUCAGGAGCUGCUGGGUCUCACUUUAGUUCCUGUCUUGGUUCUGGCAGGCUGUCCAAAGGAGGCUCAGACCCUGGUGCUGAAGCUGUUCGAUCUUCUGGGGGAAACUGAUACUGAGGAGUUGCUGACAGAGGUGGAAGCUCUUAUUGCGCGGAGAAUAAGACAGUCCGCAUCAACAACAGCAUCCCCAUCACUAGCAUCACCCUCAGAGAAAGAAGAAUUGAGUCACCAUAUGGAUGCUGUGAUGUUUAAUAUUGAGCAACUGACAUUACUGGGAGAAGGCUCUUCCGUACAGGAGGGUCACUGUGAGGGUUGGACCAGGGUGAAUGGAACCAUGUUAGUGGGAAGAGCUGUGGAAGGAACCAUGGGACACCUGGGGGAAGCGGUGAGCAGCUGUGAGAGCCUGGGGCUCCUGUGUGCUGGAGUGACCAGUAGUGGGGCUCUCGCACCUGGGAUGUACCAAGCGGUUUUGAAGAAAGGGAGCCGCAUUUUCCCAUCCGCAUCCCCUGAGUCUGAGUGUUGGAUUCGCCAGUGCGGCUCCCAGGAUCAAGUCCUGUCCCCGACAGCUCCUGGUCAACGGAUGAAGCGCAGCCCCCAGAGGAGCUGCAUCAACAAAAAUGAGGAGCGUGUGUACAACGUCGUGGAGUGGAUCCCAGGCGUCAGCACCCUCUACAACCUUGGCACUGCUGUAUACUACGCCUCAGUUAACUGCUCAGCGACUGCCAAGGAGAGAGCCAUCCUCAGUGCUGUGGACCUCGGAACUGAUGCCCUGAUGGUAGCCACAGGUGGGACAGCUGGGGUGGCGGGCUAUGCUCUGGGUGCAGGGAUGAAGACGGGCGUGAAAGCUGGAGUCAGGUAUCUGCUUAACUCUAUGAAGCAAGAGGAUGAUGUGCUAGUGAACCAGAUCAGCUGGGAGGAGGGUGUAAUCACCAUCCAAUAGGGCUGAAGAAUUCAUAUAUCAGCCUUUGAAUCUUUUAAAUGAAUAUUGCCAUACAUUUUAAAGAGAGAAGAUCUGAAUUUGUUCUCUGAAAAAUUUGCAAAGCAACAAAAUAUCAUUGAAGUUGAUUAGUUGCAAUAUUGUAAUAAGCUGACUGUGAAACUUACAUUUUAGGUUCAUUUUAGAUUGCUUUUGUUCAAACGGCUGUGCACGCUUAUUUAAUAUACACACAGCGCAAGAAUAGCACAAAUAGGCCAUUCAAGAUUUUCCACCCUCAUGAUAAAUUUCUCUCUCAUUUGUAACAUUUUAUUUGGGGUAAAAUGCAACUUUUUACAAAGGGAAAGCUACAUUGUAUUUACCUGAAGUGUUGUUUAAAAAAAAAAGUAUAUUCAUCCAAAUACCUUCUAUACUAUACUUAGACACAUAUAAUCAGUGCUAAAUUGUAAAUGAUCCUCAUAAGUAUAACCUCAGAAAAAUAGAAAAAUAGCUUUACGCCUGUGUUUAGAAAUAAUAUGCUUGUGUUUAAUGAAUACAGUAUGUGGACAAUAUAUCAUGUUAGGCAGCAUCACUGAAGAACUGGUCUCAGGAAGCUACAUCUUCUACCUUCAUAAUUUAGCAUUUUAUCUCUUUGUUUUCUCUGUUUAUCAACAGCUCUGGUGUAAUUGCAGAGAGUGGAUUAGAAAAAAUAUUUUUUUGCAGGAAUCUGACAGUUGUUUAAAUGUUGUGAAAACUGUAUAUGAAAUUUGAAUGCAAGUUUUCUCGAUCAGUGGGCAAAUAAAGUAUGAUCGUGUUAUUUUUCCUGAAGCUUGGUUCGAAACAAAAACAAGAUCUGCAUAUUUAAAAAAAAAACACCUUCAUUUUCAAGGAAUUAACUGCCUUAACUCACUUUUAUAUGAAGCUAAAUAGAUAAUGGUUGGGGUAAAGUCAUGCUUUAUAUAAGUAAACUUACUUAUUGUCACAAUAACAAAUGUGAGUUGAUAGAAACUGAGAAGCAAAAAUAAAAUAAAGAAAUGCCUAUUGAGCUUUGGAGGAGAAAGGAAAUGUAUGUAAUGCAUGAAAAAUCAAUUAUAACAGAAGAUAUUGAUGAAGAAUUAACCACUCAAAUCACAGAUCUAUGUGUCAGUUUUAACCCGAACUAAACCGAAGUGGCUGUUGUCUUUCCUAUACAUCAAUGGCUCAGUCUAAUGCAAAAAAGCCCAGACAUGCAAAUUAAUGACAUCCAUGCAUUACAUGACAGAUCCGGCACAAUGUUAACUUCUAUAGCCUGAACAAAAUCAUCCGACAUCAUUCUGAAGCCAAUAUUUAUUUGUUACUGAUGCAACGUCACCAAAAGCCACAAUGAUCACCAUGAUAGCAAAUUUAAGAGAAACAAAUGAAUUUAGCUCCUUACAUUUUCAGCCAACUGAAAACGGGGUAAAUCUCAAUGAAAAUCUACAAUUACAUUGACACUUUUUGUAAAAAGUCUGCACAGACAUAAUUCCUUUAUUAUUUUAGAUUAAUCAGUCAGAUUCUGAACUCCUCCUUUUCUUUUCUUUUCAUUACAGUACUGUGUUAUAUUAAAUAUUCAAAUAAAACGUAGUGUCAUAUCACUCUACAAUGU
Menidia menidia (Atlantic silverside) is the source of this 3331-nucleotide messenger RNA. The record is from the annotation of a GenBank genome assembly. NCBI's taxonomy places the organism in Eukaryota, Metazoa, Chordata, Actinopteri, Atheriniformes, Atherinopsidae.